GGCUCGGGAGGCAGAAGAUGGAAACCGUGAAAACAUGGAACCAUGAUUUUAUUUCACUUAACCAGCUGGAUAAGAAAAUCCACUCCAAACAAAAUGGCAUGAUUGCCAAGAAUCUCCUCAACACUCUCAAGAUCCGUAACCAUUUACAGCUCCAGCCCAUUUCUCGUUCAGCAUGUGCUACUGGAUCCUGUCCAGAUCUGAUCAUGAGUAGGAAUGAGCAGCCUGACUCACGACCGGUCCCCAUGGCACUGACCCCACAGCUGCCACCCAGAACCCACCGCCCCCUCUGCCUUUCAGUGUCCUCUGACAGCAAUGGCCGCUUUAAAGCUCUGGAGACCCAGGAAUGGAAGAACAACCUCAAAGCUCAGAUGGAGCAGGCCCACAGUGCUGGGGCUGCCAGCAGCACAGGUUCUUUGGAGAGGGCAUCACUCUUUUGUGCUUCUGGCUCCACCACCACCUCCAGCUCGGGCCUCUCCAGCCCCGUGGAACUGCUCACCAAAAGCAAGUCGUCGAGCCGCUUUUCUCUCUUUUCCCCGCCAUGGAACAGUAGCUCGGAGUCCGAUUCCAACCCCCCAUCUCGCUCCGGGUCCAAGAAACUGCGCAACUACAGCCGCAGGGCAGGACCUGUCGGGGUCAAGACUGGACCUGAGACCCCGGAGCCCAAGCAGAGCGGCCCAGAGCACUUCCAGUACUCAGAGCCUGUUAUCUCCAAGGUGACAGACUACAUCUAUGUGGGGAACCUAAACGCGGCCUAUAGCGGUCGAACACUAUGCCGCAACAACAUUGACAGUAUCAUUGACAUGAGCAGCCUGCCGGGGGAAACUUGUUUAAGCUUGAUUCCCUGCACCUGCUCACGGGGGGCCAAGCACAGUUGGUCUCGACUUAAGGUGGACAUCAGCGAGCUGCCAGACAUGGCGCGGGAUGGCCUGGCCCUGCGCCAGCGCUGCUUUGAGGACAUCAACGAGUGCAUUGAUGCCUCCACAGAGAAGAGGAAACGCGUGCUGGUGCACUGCCGUGAUGGCUUCUCACUCGCCCCCACUUGCGUCAUCCAGUACCUCAUGAUCAAGCAGAACAUGAGGCUGAUCGCUGCCUAUGAGCUGCUGAGAGCCAAGCACCCAGUCAACAUUCGCGAGUGCCACCAGAAUGUGCUGGUGAGCCUGGAGAGGGCCCUGCGGCCUGGGGGAAACACGGACCCCGAGUGCUUCAAACAGGCCAUCUCGCGCAAAGUGGCAUGGACCUAACUGUACUGUAAUACACUACACGUUUAUGUUCUGGCUUCUAUCUAAUACAUUUGUUUUCUUUUGUGAUUGGGGAAAGGCAGCCUUUUUGCAUCCGGCAGUGAGCUACAAGGUUGGAGAAAACUUCUAGCUCUGACAAUUAAUUUUUUUAUCAGUGCACUGGCCAAUUCAAAAAGCUUGAAAAUUUAACUCAGUUCUCUUCCAGACUAAACUUGAGAGGGGAAAAAACAAGCAGAAGUAAUGCACUGUAUAGCUGCUAAACAUGGGGGGCUUUCUGAGGAUAUGUCUCCUGUGGUUAAUGAUUAGACUCUCAGUUUGGUGCUGAAGUCUUGUGUGUAUGUGUGAGGGAGGGUCUGCAGCCAUAGCACAAGCUAUAAAUUUAUGUUUCAGGGGAACAUGAAAGGAAAUCUCAGGAGACCCAAUGAUGUCAAACAUGGCUACAUGAUAAAGCUGACCAGAGAUGAGGUCGACUACUACGCAGACGUGUUCAACUUCUCCAACUGGACUGCCUGUGAAUAAUGGUCACUGACUCUACUCAUUGAGUGUCAGUCUAGUGAGGUCAUUGGCUGCUGCCAUUGUAAACAUAAACACAAAAACUUUGCCUGCAGUUUAAUAGUCUAAAACAUGUUGAAAUCUCUGCAUUUUCCAGAGUCAUUGGACAUUCUAAACAAUAUGUAGGUAAGAGUUGUCCUCCAUGAGGAACCCAGUCACUUACCAACUGUCUUCUCCAGUCAUGUGAAAAUCGUCUUUGGACGAAAAUUAGCUUUGGAGCUUGAGAAGUGUGGACUAUCGUUGUAUUGUUGUGUGUGCAGUAAAACUGGAACUGACCCGUCUGUAUCUUUGAUGGAUUGUCAGCAUUAGUGUUCAUGGAUUUGACAGAAUUGUGAAGCAGUGUCCAACUGCAAAGACCUUGUAUUGCACUACGUUGUAUAGAAACUGCACAAGUGAAAUGCUCAUUAGAUGACACCCCGUUUCUUUUGGUUCUUCAUUGCUCAGCACAAAUAGAUUCAUUAUUUUUUGGAUUAUUAUGGUACAUAGUUCUUGUGUUCUGAUUAAUUGAUUGCUAUUGUAUUUUCCUUAGCCCUUUAGGAAAAUCUAACAAACCCUCAGAACUAUGUGGUAUUGCUUAUACUUGUCAGCAGUGCUUAUUAUAUUUUGAUAUUUAGUGAGCAGUGUGAUGAGGAGAGAAGCUCCUGAGGUUUUGGUGCCUUUGUUUAAAAUCGUCCCGUGUGAUUGUAUUGUGACAUUCACACACUAUGUAUGCAGUUGUCAGGCACUGACAAUUUUUUUACGCUCUGAAAUGUUCUGUAUAAAUGCUACUCUUUGUUCUGCUGUGAGUAACGCAUUGUGAUGUAUGGCAGAGCACAGUUCUGUACAGUUACGUAAAGGUUUUGUUGCAGUGGUCAUUCCGUGCACAGUGACAGUAUUUUCAAUCAGUGUGGUGAUGGCUAGUGCAUCUCAGUCUGAGUGGUCAUUUCUUAGUCCCUACAGGUCUGCUGUUCACUAAAAACAUUAACAAAAUUUAAAACUAUAUUGAGCUUAACUAGAAUGAUUUCUGUUGUUGUAUAUUUCUAAAGGAUGCUACUUUUAAGGUCUAACUUGAUCUCAGGUGAACUUUAUUGGCUUAGACUAUAAUGCUCUCUGUUUAAGUUAGAUACCACAAUAAUGUGACAAUGUAUUUUCUGUAUCAUGUUUUUAAAGUCU
This is a messenger RNA of Colossoma macropomum (tambaqui), 2942 nucleotides long. RefSeq lists its product as uncharacterized. Gene Ontology annotation, biological process: negative regulation of MAPK cascade; protein dephosphorylation. The transcript has 5 exons. Lineage: Eukaryota; Metazoa; Chordata; Actinopteri; Characiformes; Serrasalmidae. Gene Ontology annotation, cellular component: cytoplasm. Bases 18 to 1241 code for a protein of 407 amino acids. Gene Ontology annotation, molecular function: MAP kinase tyrosine/serine/threonine phosphatase activity; protein tyrosine/threonine phosphatase activity. The record is from RefSeq and is a predicted model, not a curated record.